This is a messenger RNA of Nezara viridula (southern green stink bug), 2793 nucleotides long. Lineage: Eukaryota; Metazoa; Arthropoda; Insecta; Hemiptera; Pentatomidae. The record is from the annotation of a GenBank genome assembly.
AUGAACCCCCACUUAUUUCCACGUGCACCAACUCUCUCAUACAGUUCAGUUCGAACUCGGGAGUCAAGCAUGGAGCAACUCCACAACAAAGACUGGGUUAAAAGUCUUUGGACUUCUUGUAAAGAGAAAAGUGGGCACGAUAGCCUGUGGAGCAGAGUGUCCGAGAUGGUGGGUUACUUCAACCAAGAAGAAGGUAGGAACGAACCCUUACCCGUAGGUGCUGACUGUACCUUGAGUCCACUGUUACCCCCCGGAGAACCCAAUAAGGAGGAAGCCAAGAGAGUCGUGUGCAGUCCGGAUCUACCGGUAGUGUUUCAGCCAGCACCGUCUGAAGAAGCGCCUCCUGACUCCAGCACCGCAGAAACCUUCAAUUGUUCAUUCUGCCAGAAAAGCUUCUCCCAGAAGAAUGCUUACCAAAAUCAUUUAAAAACCCAUACUAAAGAUGGAGAAGAUCCUUAUCAGUGCAAUUUUUGUGGAAAGACGUUCGCGGUCCCUGCUCGUCUCACUCGUCAUUACCGAACACACACUGGAGAAAAACCUUACCAAUGUGAAAUAUGCAAGAAAUCCUUUUCAGUUAAGGAAAACUUGAGUGUUCAUAGAAGGAUCCACACGAAGGAACGUCCAUACAAGUGUGACAUAUGUGAGCGUGCCUUCGAACAUAGCGGGAAACUCCACAGGCACAUGAGGAUACAUACAGGAGAGCGGCCGCACAAGUGUGUGGUGUGCAACAAAACGUUUAUACAAAGUGGACAGUUGGUAAUUCAUAUGCGUACGCAUACAGGAGAGAAACCUUACGUUUGCAAGGACUGUGGUAAAGGAUUCACUUGUUCAAAGCAGCUCAAAGUCCAUAACCGUACCCAUACCGGUGAGAGACCCUACUCCUGUGAAAUUUGUGGCAAGUCCUUCGGUUACAACCAUGUACUCAAGUUACAUCAGGUUGCUCAUUAUGGAGAAAAGGUUUACAAGUGUACCAUCUGCAAUGAGACAUUUACAUCGAAAAAAUCUAUGGAGGGACACAUUAAAAGCCAUUCAGAAAACCAAGGACGAGAAGGUGGAGGAAGCGAAGAAGCUUCCUGUGCAUCUUCAGCUAGUGAUAAAGAAAAUAAAGAGUCUCCUAAGCCUGCAGAAUACCCUAACAUCACAGAGUUGUGUGGCUAUUUGUAUCGUGGAGAGAAACCUGGAGGAUUGGAUCCUGCGCUACUGGCGGCUGUUGCGGUAGCGACAUCAGAAAAUUCGGACGAAUAUAGGCCUAGUCCGGAACAUGUUCUGGAGACACCCGGAGUUAGCGAUAACCCCGUCUACCUGGUACCCACCUCGAACCGACCACAUAGCUCACCUUCGCCGCAGGAAGAGGAGGAUGCACGGGAGACGAUAAGCCUGCCUCCGAGGAAAAGGUCCAAGGCGAUCCUCAAGUCAAUGGAAAGAGAAGAAGCUCCACCGGUGAGGUAUUCGGUGAUACAUUAUGCCAAGGCGUCUUAAGAAAGUAUUACAGGUCACAACCAGCACUGCCGUCAUGAUCCAGGACUCCAGGAUUAUCUGUGAUACAAGUAGUACCUUUUUACACGCCUCUUUAAAUAUAUAUAGUUUUAUCAUGUAUUUAAAAAUAUCUUUUGUAUAUUACUAUUAGUCGUGAAAAUUAUUUCGGUUUUUAUUAACGGUGUAUAUAACUAUUAUGUACUAUGUGCAAUAUUUUUGGAAGUGAUACCAGAUAUGAUUCUGAGAAAUGUAUUGAAGGAGUACUUCCUAUUUCAUUUAUAUUAAUUAAAGUGCUAGGUGUACUGUUAUGUUAAAUCAUGUAUCUGAAUUUAAACGUUCGAUGUGUUAUAAUGUUAACUUAUUAUAAUGCCAACAACAUUGCUACCUCCUAGAUGUAGUAAGUAAAACUUACAUAAAGUUUAUAUGUAUAUACGAGAGUACGGAAUAUCUCGUUUAUCUGACUACUUAUGUCUUUUUGUUUUAGUUAGAAAAAAGAUUUAUUGUUUAAUACUUUGUGGUUAGGAUUGAAUGAGAUUGGCAAUUCUUAUUAAUGGAUAAGGAUGUGUAAAUCGUUAUUGUAUAUUAGCACUUAUAAUCCUAGAUUAUUUGAUGGAACUGGCACCUCAGUACAGCUAAAGUAUUCGACGCAAAUGCUCGAGGCUAUUAAAUACCCGAAGCUUUGGUCAAUACGAGAUUGUGAAUAGAUUUUUUAGAGAAAUGUUUUAAUCCACAGGAUUGUAGCUUUAUUGCGUUCGUACUGGCUAAUUAUUAUUGUUCUUAAUAAAUGUUUAUAUCUUCUAAGACUGUACGCUAUUUGAUAAUAUACGGAUAGUGUAAUUGACAAAGAGAACUGAUUACAUUAUGUACUGAUUGUCAUUUUUAUUAUAUAAAAAAGUUAUUUCAUAGAAAAAUUUUUUUAAGAAAAUAAAUUAAAUAAAAAUCGUCUUUUAUACCUUUCCCAGCAUUGUAGUUGUUUGUAAUUUUGAAUGUAUGUAUGUGUAAUCUAUAGGUAAAUGCUCGAUCAUAACCUUUGCAGUAGUUUAUUUAAAAGAGUUCAAAAUAGCAUUGCUAAGCAUAUGCUGGUUUUUAUAAGUGUUUUGUAUGACAUUUGAAACCAUUGCCUAUGGUAAUGAUUUUAAUUAUCUUAAAUAUUGAUUAUUGUGUGUACUGCUGAUUAAUUAUAUGAAAUGUUCCUCUCAAUUAUUGAGAACACUCAUUAGUUAAUCCAUAGUUAUCAAAACCUUUUUAAAUGGUAAUUUCAUUUAGCAAUUCAAACUAAUAAUUCCACAAUAAAGUUAAUCAUUAUUUGUUAUUAUA